Molecule: messenger RNA, 2059 nt
Organism: Syzygium oleosum
Lineage: Eukaryota; Viridiplantae; Streptophyta; Magnoliopsida; Myrtales; Myrtaceae
Product: patatin-like protein 2
Exons: 7
Coding region: 311-1588 (425 amino acids)
Biological process (GO): lipid metabolic process
Molecular function (GO): glycerophospholipase activity; monoacylglycerol lipase activity
Source: RefSeq, a predicted model, not a curated record
GGAUUCAGCCCUUUGAAAUUUGGACUUUUCAAUGGGUUUUUUUUUGGAUUGAAGAAUCAGCGGCCCAACUUAAAACAAUUCUGAACAAGAUCUUACGCGCGAUUUCGGUCAAAUUUUGAAUCAAGCAUAGCUUAUAAGUACUUGCUUCUUAUCCAGAUCAAGGCCAAAGAGCUCGCACUUCCAGCUUUCUCUGCAAACAUCAUACUUGGAAUUCAACAGAGUUGCAAUUCAAUCUUUUUCCUUAAAGCCUCUCUCUCUCUCUCUCUCUCUCUCUCUCUCUCUCUCUCUCUCUCUCUCUCUCUCCAGUAACAUGAUCAUGUCCAUGGAAAGGACGAGGAGCUUGCCACUUCAACCUCCGACUUAUGGAAACCUCAUUACGAUUCUCAGUAUUGAUGGUGGAGGGAUAAGAGGGCUUAUCCCAGGAACCAUCCUCGCUUUCUUAGAGUCUGAACUUCAGAAACUAGAUGGUGAAGAUGCAAGAAUCGCAGAUUAUUUUGAUGUUGUUGCUGGAACAAGCACUGGUGGUCUCGUCACGGCCAUGUUAACCACCCCGGAUGAAAACAAUCGCCCCUUGUUCGCUGCGAAAGACAUUAAGGAUUUUUACCUUAAUAAUUGCCCUAAAAUCUUUCCUCAAGACAGUUGUCCUUUCGCGCCAGCUACGAAGAUGAUUAAAGCUGUGACUGGCCCAAAAUACGAUGGAAAAUACCUGCAUAAGCUCGUGAAAGAGAAGCUCGGGAGCACAAGAUUGCACCAGACAUUGACUAACAUUGUUAUCCCAACGUUCGACAUCAAGCGUCUUCAGCCAACGAUCUUUUCUAGCUACGAGGUGAAGAAAACGCCGACCAUAAAUGCCUUGCUCUCGGACAUAUGCAUCUCGACCUCAGCAGCACCAACUUAUCUCCCGGCUCAUUAUUUCGAAACCCAAGACUCCACAGGAAAACUGAGAGAAUUCAACCUCAUAGAUGGUGGCGUAGCCGCAAACAAUCCGACGUUAGUCGCAAUGGGCGAAGUGAUGAAGGCAAUCAUGGGAGGAAGCUCGGAUUUCUUCCCUAUAAAGCCGAUGGAUUACAGAAGAUUUCUGGUGAUAUCACUCGGGACGGGUUCACAAAAAUCAGAAGGGAAGUACGAUGCAAGUGAAGCGGCCAAAUGGGGAGUGUUGAGCUGGUUGAGCUGCAACGGCGGGAACCCGUUGAUCGAUGUGUUCAUGCAAGCAAGUGCCGAUAUGGUCGACUUCCACCUCUCCGCAGCCUUCCAGGCCCUGCACCUUGAAGCCAACUACCUCCGGAUUCAGGACGACAACUUAAGUGGGGUCGUGGCAUCUGUGGAUAUCGCGACGAAGAAGAACUUGACCGACUUAGUCAGAACCGGUGAAGCACUAUUGAAGAAGCCGGUUUCAAAGGUAGACCUGGAGACGGGUGGAUGCAAGGCGUGUAACACGGAGACUAAUGAAGAGGCUCUCAGAAGGUUUGCAAAAAUGCUCUCGAACGAGAGACAACUUCGUCUUCUUAGGUCGCCUCAUGGACAUAACUCCGCAAAUUUGAAGCGAUCUAAUCUGCACAGUCAACAGACGGCAAUUUGUGAAGAUUGAAUCUUAGGGGAUAACUCAUUUAUUCUUUGAUUGUUUCAUUCUUUCCAUUCUUCUUGAAUGAAAUUCCAAGCGCCAAUUUUCGCAUUGGGUUAAAAUUGAUCUAAUUCUCCUUGAUGAUUAGUUUUGUAUGAAUUAACUGGUGCGAUAGGUUGUGAACACCAUCUAUGUGAAUAAUAAAACCUCAUUAUUAUGGGCUGUGGCUGGAAAAUCUAGGCAUAACUUGCCUAUAUAAAACAUGGUUUUUGAAUUUUGUAUUUUUUUAUAUGAAAAGUUUAGGAGGAGGGGAGGUUAUCCCGUGCAAAGGUCACGGCAUAUCACAGGCCUAUAAGAUCUUCUAGUGGAUUUACAGAUCGCCUACCAAAGGGCAGCAGGAUUCGAAUCUGGACAUGGUGUGCGGAGAGUUCGAACAUUACCAGUAGAGCCAACCCACUUUGGCAUGGUUUUUGAAUUCUAUAAUCACACUAACACAUU